This is a messenger RNA of Musca vetustissima, 3174 nucleotides long. RefSeq names its product myb-like protein Q (gene Chro). Lineage: Eukaryota; Metazoa; Arthropoda; Insecta; Diptera; Muscidae. Bases 23 to 3163 code for a protein of 1046 amino acids. The transcript is spliced from 7 exons. The record is from RefSeq and is a predicted model, not a curated record.
UGUGUAGUUGUAUCUUUCUGAGAUGGUGGGUCGGGAAAUUUCUCCAACUGAAAUAGGCAAACAUGCCAAAUUAAUAAAAAGCGCCCAAGAAGAAAUGGCCACAAUGGAUGUUUUAGUUUGUGGCCGGUGUUUGAAUGUCUUUCAUUUUAUUGAAGACUUCAAGAUGCACAAGCAAAAGACAUGCUUCAAAGAGAACAAUAAUGUUCGUGAGUGCAAUGAUACCAAACCCAAAAUAUGGGCUUUCUUGCUGUGGAAAGCCACACAACUACACAACAAUAAAGACAACAACAUCACCAGUCCAAACUCUUGGGCACUCUAUCAGACAUGGGUUAAAAUGGAUGAAAGUCUUCGGGAAACAUGGAUUGUGGCGGGUAAAACUAUACAAUCGUUUGCCAAAGUAUCACAGGGGAAUCUGCAAGAAAUGCCCGUAAAGAUUACAAAGACCGUGGUGAAUAAUAACAGCAAUGCAAAUAGUGAUGGAAUAUCGCCGGGAAGAAAACCACUAACACAAACAAAACCACAAGUGGCUAAUCUCAAGCCACCCGUCAAAUUGAAUGUUAGCAACAAAUCAACAGCAGAUUCUGAAAAUGAAACAUCACCGCUUAAAAGCCCUUUGGCAAAUAAUGCUGUACAAAAAAUUAUGCCCAAGAAACCAAUAACAGUCUCGCCACAAUUAUCCACCAAGCCAACACCAGCUACUGCAACACCACCACCAACAACAACAACUGCCACUACACCCGCUGCUGCUGGUAAACCCUUGACACGUCGUGCCAAACGUUCAGUACCCAAUAGCGAAGAAGUCGUUGAGGAAAAUGUGGAGAAAAUUGUGGCCAAGCGGUUUAAUCCUCGUCGCAGAAUGCACGAAUAUCUGGUGAAAUGGGAAAAUCGUGCAUUAGAACAAAAUACUUGGGAACCUGCUUCACACUUGGAAAAUGUCCCACACCUAUUGGAAACAUUCGAAAAGCAACUGGCCCGUCAAAAAGAAACACGAGCAGCUCUACAAGCAAAACAACAGGCCGCUACAGGAACUCCCACACCAGGCAAUAAACUUGGUGAAGUCAAAGUGGCUGUUAAAGACUCUCCAACACAGCAAGCUUCACCCUUAGAUACUCAAAGAUCACAACUGGGAUCACCAUCGGAUAGACCACAGCGUUCGUCUAAAACCAAAGCCAUGGACCAGGUAAAGCAGUGGGUUGCAGGAAAUUCCGUAUCAUCUGCCCAUUCCCCAAACUCGGAUGCGGCCUCCCAUCAAAACGAAAACGAUAAAGACUGGCCACUGAACACCAGCACAGGUUCCGGUCCGUUGGGAGGCCUAAAACGUAAACUGGAUGAUUCCGAUUACAAUGAUUCUAAUGCUGACGAAAUGCCAGCAAGCACAACCAACACCAUGGAGGAUUUGGAGGAAGACCUCAUACCAUCCCAUACCUUGAAAAAAAUGAAGUAUGGAAACUCGGUGUCGGUAGAAGUUAAAACUAAAACCGAUGUUACUAAACAAAUUAAAGUCAAUGGAACUGCAACGGCACGUAACGAAAUUCAAACAACUGUGCCCACUUCCUCAUCUUCCGCGGAGGUGAUCAUAACCCAAGACACGAGCGCGUCAGGUGUUGUCAAGAAACCAGGAUUCACUGGUACCGGCACUAAUAACAAACCUGAGGCUCAAGUUCGUAUCCUUUCCAAAGGUGAAUCUGCCAUUUCCAACUCCGGCAUUGUGCGUGUUGGAAGUGUCAAUGACAUAACCAAUGCAACAUCUUCCCCAUUAGCCUCGCCACAUACUACACCUAUUGCCGAAAACAAAACCCAACAAUUGAUUACGCGAACUCAACAUGUUCGCACCGCCGCAAAUCCGACGGGUCGGUCAACACCAACACCUGCCGCCAGACCAAUGGUACAACAACAAAUUGUUCGCACUCCAAGCGGAACAACAAUCCAGCGUAAGAGUGUACCAGCAACAGGUAAUUCAAUACAACGAGGCCCAGGCGGUACUCUGCAAUCGCGUACCAUGUCUCAGGCGUCACCGUCAUCUGGAAGAAUGAUUAUACCGCGUCAGGGAAUGUCAGCUUCAAGUACGCCAAGAUUGGCACAACAAAAGGCGGUGACACCAGAACAGAAAAUAUUACAACUUUCUAAAUCGGGUGAUCUGAAAGUUACCAAGAAAGUGAUGACACGGGAAGAUGUGGUCGCCCAACGACAACAACAUCAGCAGCUGCAACAGAGACAACGGCAGCAGUCUCAAGUACACAUACAGAAAGUUCAGCAAUUGUCUGGUCCCGCCCAACGUAAUUCUCCCAUGGCUCAAAGAAAACCAAUUCACCAGCAACAACAUCAAGUGGUUCAUCACCAUCAGCAACAGCAGCAGCAAGAAGAAGAACAUCAGGCAAGGCUGUGUCCUAUUACAGGUAACAUUAUAGGCGGAAGUCAGCAGGAGGAUCAGCAAAAUAUUCAUGUGCAAGCACAAUUAGAACAACAGCAGCAGCAACAACAACAUCAAAUAACAUUACAGCAAGAACAACAACAGCAGCAGCAACAAUUACAUGAUAUAGACCCCAAUCUGCUGCUCACCCAGGAUCAAAUGCUGACCAACGAAGAUGGUACACCACUACUUGUUACUGGUGAAGAUGGCACCGUUUAUCAGGUCGCCGGUAAAAAUGCUGAAGGUCAAACUAUUCUAGUGACGCAAGGACCAGAUGGCGAACAACACUUUGCAUAUGUUGCCGCAGCCGAAGGUGAAAAUGAGAAUCAAGCCUUUGCCAUAGACAACGCUGCUGUAGCCGAAGCUGUAGCCCAGUUGCCAGCCGAUCAACAAGCAGAAGCUCUGGCAGCUGUGGCUGCAGGUGAAGCUGGUAACGGAGGUGGUCAGUAUUUGGUCAAAACAACCCAGGAAGAUGGCACCACCCAAGUGGUGACAAUGACUGAGGCUGAAUUGCAACAACACCAAGCAGCAGUGGCGGCGGCCGCAAAUGCAGCUCCAGCAGCCACCAAUCAAUUAUGUAUACAAACCGGAGAUGGCUCAGAUGGACAAGCCAAUAUACCAGCUGAGGUGGUACAAGCGGAAUUACCAUCACCGGGUGGAACUCGACGAGUUGUCUUACUUCUACAAGAUGGCACAUUUAUGAUGACCGAAAUGCACGACGAUGAGUUUAAGGCUCUAAAUAUUGCAGCUUAAUUUAAAUAGUG